AUGGCCAAUCCGCCAAAUCGGUUGUUUCCUCCUUCAACACCACCUCACCUCCGAGGAGGCUCCUCCUCACAGCAGCAGACAACACAACAGGCUUCAUCAUCUUCACCUGCAAGGUCCGUAGGCUCUUCAGCAACAAUCGGAGCUCAUGGAUCAUCAACAAAUUCAUCAGUAGAUCCUCCACAGCAUAUUCCAAAUGUAACUCCACAACGACCCUAUGGUCUUAACUCACCUUCCGUCAAUAGUAAGAAAGGUGUUCCUAAUGCUGUGUUGAAUUUAGUCACUUCAAUAUCAAAUAGAUUUGUGAAUGAGAUGGAGGAAGAGAAUGAUGAUUUUUUCAAUAACACACAAAAACAAAUUAAUGCUCUAAAUGCCUUGUCGGCUUUUAUUGAAUAUUAUGAGGAUUUGUAUCAAGAUAACACUGCUCAUCCCCUUCUCGACUUGAGAGAAGACUUUAGUGUAGGAGCAGUACUGGAAUGUGUUGCAGAGGAUUUUGUUGAUGAAAUUACUCAACAAUAUUUAAUGAAAUACAUCAUGAGUCAGAGGGACAAUAAUUCGAACAACACAGAAUUAAGUACACCUGAAAAGAGACAAUUAUUAGUGUCAAUUUUGAGAGCUUUGGUGUCAGUGAACCCUUCCACAUAUGAUCAGUCCCCAUUAUUAUUGGAUGAAGUAAUGACAUACUUCUCGAAAGAAAUUAAGGAGUAUUUAGGCAAAGAUGAAAAAACAAACUCUUCAUCAGACUUAUUUGAUUUUGAAUUCAAUUAUUCUAAAUAUGUAUAUUGUCUAGGACUGAUGGCAUGUGUCAUGAGAAGCUCAACAGAUGGCACUUCCUAUUAUAUUCAAGAUGCGAUUCCCCAACUUGUAAUUAACAGAUUUAAAUCAAAGAUUUCUUCUAUACCUAAAAAACCAAAGAAGAAAUCUCCAGAUACUAACUUAUUUACUCCAGAUUUUUCUUAUAACAUUGGAAAUAAUUCAAUACAAGAAUUGGAAUACCUAGAACUCAGGUUUUUGGCCUCAAAUUUAAGUUUAUUGGGCGAGUAUUUAGAGGUCAUACCUCAUGUCAUGCAUGCUGGUGGAGGCUCUUUAAUUCUGCCUCUGCUCAAGUCGAAAGACAAAUUCCUCAUGUCAGACGGCUUGAAAAUUGCUGACUCCUUGCUUGCACAUACCACCUUUGCUCAAAAUUUUGUUGAAAAAGGAUGUCUUGUAGCAUUAUUGAAACUUCCAAAUAUCACCUAUUUGGCAGGAGGUCUAUCUUUAUGUCUCUCCAGUGUUGCUACAUAUCCAGAAAUUAUGGACAAGGUAUGCAAAAAUACAGCCGUUGCAGAAAAAAUAACGGAUCUGGGUCUCUCUUUUGUGAGAUCUAAUCAUACAGAGCUGAGAAGGCAUGGAUGCCACUUUUUUCAAAAUACAUUGGCUUACUCAACCGUUGUGGCUCGAUUUGAUAAGGAAAUGGGGUUGAAUAUGUUAUUAUCUAUUCUCAAGAUUGUUCUUAAUGAAGACAUCAAAGAAGAUCCCUCACUAACGAGACAGCUUAUUACUGCUGCCUGUCAGGCUUUGAGAUCCUAUCUCCAAUAUCAUGUCAUUAAUUUUGGAUUCAAUUUGCAAAAGAAAGCCGCAAAGAAAAAAGAAGCUAAAAUACAUGGAUUUUCAAAAUAA
Molecule: messenger RNA, 1656 nt
Organism: Naegleria fowleri
Lineage: Eukaryota; Heterolobosea; Eutetramitea; Acrasida; Naegleriidae
Exons: 2
Coding region: 1-1656 (551 amino acids)
Biological process (GO): protein ubiquitination
Cellular component (GO): nucleus; Cul4-RING E3 ubiquitin ligase complex
Source: RefSeq, a predicted model, not a curated record